AGGGUACGUGUUUACGUAACACGCAGUCCAAGGGCGGGGCUUGCGGCUAGAGGGCGGGCGGCGGUGGCUCGGGGCCUGGUCCCGCCGGUACCAUGUCCAAAACUGUGGCCUAUUUCUACGACCCCGACGUGGGCAACUUCCACUAUGGAGCUGGGCACCCUAUGAAGCCCCAUCGUUUGGCAUUGACCCAUAGCCUGGUUCUGCAUUAUGGUCUCUAUAAGAAGAUGAUCGUCUUCAAGCCGUACCAGGCCUCCCAGCAUGACAUGUGCCGCUUCCACUCUGAGGACUACAUUGACUUCCUGCAGAGAGUCAGCCCCACCAAUAUGCAAGGCUUUACCAAGAGCCUUAAUGCCUUCAAUGUGGGCGAUGACUGCCCAGUGUUUCCCGGGCUCUUUGAGUUCUGCAGCCGUUACACAGGUGCAUCCCUGCAAGGAGCAACCCAACUGAACAACAAGAUCUGUGACAUUGCAAUAAACUGGGCUGGUGGUCUGCACCACGCCAAGAAGUUUGAGGCCUCUGGCUUCUGCUACGUCAAUGACAUUGUAAUCGGCAUCCUGGAGCUGCUCAAGUACCACCCUCGAGUACUCUACAUUGAUAUCGACAUACACCAUGGUGAUGGCGUUCAGGAAGCCUUCUACCUCACUGACCGAGUGAUGACUGUGUCCUUCCACAAAUAUGGAAAUUACUUCUUCCCUGGCACUGGUGACAUGUAUGAAGUUGGAGCAGAGAGUGGCCGCUACUACUGUCUCAAUGUGCCCUUACGGGAUGGCAUUGAUGACCAGAGUUACAAGCACCUUUUCCAGCCAGUCAUCAACCAGGUGGUGGACUUCUAUCAACCCACAUGUAUUGUGCUCCAGUGUGGAGCUGACUCUCUGGGCUGUGAUCGAUUGGGCUGCUUUAAUCUCAGCAUACGGGGACAUGGGGAAUGUGUUGAAUAUGUCAAGAGCUUUAAUAUUCCUCUACUGGUGCUGGGUGGUGGCGGCUAUACUGUCCGAAAUGUUGCUCGCUGCUGGACCUAUGAGACAUCACUGCUGGUAGAAGAGGCCAUUAGUGAGGAGCUUCCCUACAGUGAAUAUUUCGAGUACUUUGCCCCGGACUUCACACUUCAUCCAGACGUCAGUACCCGUAUUGAGAACCAGAACUCACGUCAGUACCUGGAUCAAAUCCGCCAGACAAUCUUUGAAAACCUGAAGAUGCUAAACCAUGCACCUAGUGUCCAGAUUCAUGAUGUACCUGCAGACCUCCUGACUUAUGAAAGGACUGAUGAGGCUGACGCAGAGGAGAGGGGUCCAGAAGAGAACUACAGCAGGCCUGAGGCACCCAAUGAAUUCUAUGAUGGAGAUCAUGACAACGACAAGGAAAGCGAUGUGGAAAUUUAAGAACAGCUUUGUUCCAAGGAAUUCCUUUUCACGUCUGGAUUGGGUGGGAGAGAAGGAUAUGGGUCCUUCACUCCUGGACUGGUUACCUCCAGAACUUUUACUAAUUUGGGGGAAGGAUUUGGAGACCUCAUGUGUUUUUAGAACCAUCUAUACCCCAUUUCCUCUAUCAUAGCCUGACCAUGGUACCUUUUAUGAGUGGGAUGGGACUAGGAUAGAUGUCUCUGGGGAAUUAUGGGCAGUGAGCACUAGAGGACAUUUCCCAGAUCUCUGGCCCCUUAUUUUUUCUGUUUACCUCCAACCCUGAGACUUGGAGAUGAAAAAGUAGACAAGACUGAGAUUGCCUCUGACAUCUUCUCUUGGGUAAUCUCACUGCAGGCCUUGCUUCCAAAACACCUAGAGUGAAGGUUUUGGAGGACCUUGACUCCUAACUCCUUAACUCCUGGUGAUUAAAAGUAUAAUUUCAAGUAAGGGGAAAUGUCCUGUAAAAAUGUCCUGUUCUACUUUUUGGCUUUGUGUUCAUUUUACCACUGUUUUUAUCCAAUAAACCAAGUUGGUAUUUUUUUAUACAUA
Dipodomys spectabilis (banner-tailed kangaroo rat) is the source of this 1949-nucleotide messenger RNA. It is a transcript of the gene Hdac3, whose product is annotated as histone deacetylase 3. The transcript is spliced from 15 exons. Gene Ontology annotation, molecular function: histone deacetylase activity. NCBI's taxonomy places the organism in Eukaryota, Metazoa, Chordata, Mammalia, Rodentia, Heteromyidae. The coding region runs from base 93 to 1379 and encodes 428 amino acids. The record is from RefSeq and is a predicted model, not a curated record.